CGACGACCCUUUGUGAUGAAAAUUAUUUGUUAAUUGCAAAAGCUAUAUUAAAUCUGAUAUUAAUUUAUUCUUUUAGUCAUGAAGACCGUUUUGAUGGUUGCAGAGAAGCCCUCAUUGGCGCAAUCUUUGGCCAAGAUCAUUAGCAAAGAUAGUAUGAAUAGCAGGAAAGGAUUCAACGGUGCCUGUUCAAUACAUGAAUUUUCCACGACUUUUCCGCCGACUGAGGAAUUUGCAAAAUUCAAGUUCACAUCUGUGUGCGGACAUGUAAUGGGCUUAGAUUUUUUUGGCAAGUAUAAUGCUUGGGACAAGGUUGAUCCAGCUGAACUUUUUGAUGCCCCAACAUUGAAAAAAGAGGCUACUCCAAGUUUGAAGAUGCCCAACUUUCUUGAAAAAGAAGCUAAAGGCUGUGAUUAUUUGGUGUUAUGGCUGGAUUGCGAUAAAGAGGGAGAGAACAUUUGCUUUGAAGUUAUUGAUGCCGUCAGAUGUGCAAUCAAUGUAGAUGUUAAUUUUAAAAAGACAGUUUUCAGGGCAAAGUUUAGUGCAAUAACAGAAAGUGAAAUAAUGAGAGCAUUUUUCAACCUUGGACAUCCAAACAAAAAUGAAGCAUUGUCAGUUGAUGCUCGCCAGGAGUUUGAUCUCAGAGUGGGAUGUGCUUUCACCAGAUUUCAAACCAAAUUUUUUCAGGACAAGUACGGGGAUUUGGAUAGUACUUUAAUUUCAUUUGGACCUUGCCAAACACCAACGUUAGGUUUUUGUGUGGAAAGACAUGACAAGAUACAAUCUUUUAAGCCAGAGCCCUUUUGGAUUAUCUCUGCAACGUUGUGCCUUGAUGGAAAACUGUUGAACGUGGAUUGGGACAAAGGCCACGUCUUCGACAAAGAGAUUUCUCAGCUGUUUCUCAGCAUGGCCAAGAAGUUCGGCAGCGCUAAAUUAAUUGAUAUCCAAAGAAAAGAGAAAACAAAAUCCAGACCUCAAGCACUCAACACCGUUGAAAUGUUGAGAGUUGCCAGUUCUGGAUUGGGAAUGAGUCCACAUCACACAAUGCAAGUUGCUGAACGUUUAUACACACAGGGUUACAUAAGCUACCCGAGAACUGAAACUACCUCUUAUGCAGACAGUUUUGAUCUUAUAGGAGCAUUGAAGUUGCAAAUAUCAAGUCCAGUGUGGGGGGCAGAGGUCAAACGUUUGCUGGAUCACGGAAUAUUGAAACCGAAGAAAGGUCAUGAUGCUGGAGAUCACCCUCCUAUUACACCUAUGAAGAUGGCUACAGAAACGGAUAUUGGCAGUGAAUAUUGGAGAUUGUAUGAUUACAUAACGAGACAUUUCAUUGCCACUGUUAGCAUGUGUGAUGAUUGCAAAUAUCUGCUCACUACAUUCAUCUUCACGAUAGGUAAUGAAAAGUUUACUUGUUGCAAUACAACUUUAGUGGAUCCUGGGUAUACAAAAGUUAUGCCGUGGCAAGCUAUCGCCGAAAAUGAUGUAAAAACUGAAUUUUGCAAAGUUGGGGAUAUGUAUAGCAUUGAAGAAUUAAAAUUGGUGGAGAAUCAUACAUCGGCACCAGAUUAUCUUACAGAGUCGGAAUUGAUAUCAUUGAUGGAAAAGCAUUGUAUUGGGACUGAUGCAAGUAUUCCAGUUCAUAUCAACAAUAUAUCAGAAAGAAAUUAUGUGACUGUUACUUCGGGAAGAAGAUUGGUACCUACCAACCUGGGCAUUGUGUUGGUUCAUGGAUAUCAGAAGAUUGAUCACGAUCUGGUGAAAGCAACUAUGAGAGCAUCUAUUGAAAAACAGUUCAAUUUGAUAGCCCAGGGACAGGCUAAUUUUGAAGAAGUUCUGCAGCAUGGGAUUCUUAUUUUCAAAAGCAAGUUCAAAUAUUUUGUUGAACAUAUUAAUCUCAUGGACGAGCUGUUCGAAGUUAACUUUUCAUCACUUGCUGACUCAGGAAAGCCACUUUCAAGGUGUGGGAAAUGUCAUCGCUACAUGAAAUUCGUUCAAAGUAAACCAUGUCGCCUGCAUUGUUCUUCAUGUGAUGAAACGUUGAACCUCCCGCAGAAUGCAAACGUCAGAAUAUACAAGGAGUUAAAAUGCCCUCUCGACGAUUACGAACUAUUGUAUUGUACCACGGGUAGCAAAGGAAAGAGUUUUAUAUUUUGUCCAUACUGUUUUAACGAUCCGCCAUUCCCUGAAAUGAAGAAGGGCAUGGGCUGCAACGAAUGCCUGCAUCCCACAUGUCCUCAUUCUCUCUCAAAAACACGAUUGACAGAAUGCCUCGAAUGUGACAGUGGAUCGCUGGUGUUGGAUCUUAAUUCCAUGCCUAAGUGGAGGGUCAUUUGCAAUCGAUGUAGCAUGCUGAUAAACCUGUUUGAAGGCGCAAAUAAGUUAACAUUAGUUGAUGAUCUGUGUCAAGAAUGUGGGUCAUCCAUCGUUGAAGUUCAUUAUAAGGAAAAAAGUCCAUUUUCUGACAAUCAAUCAGUUCGUAAAGGUUGCAUAUUCUGUGACACUGAAUUCAGUAAUCUGGUGAAAAUUGACAGGGCUCGUUCUUCAAGGCCAGCCAAUUACAAAAGAGGAAGGGGUGGUAGAGGUGGAAGAGGCGGUCGCGGAAAACCAAAACAACCAAAAGAUAAAAUGGCACGAUUGGCCGCCUAUUUUGUUUAAUUAAAGCUUUGAUAUUUUUUAUGUUAGAUUUAUUCAUUUCUUCACGCUAUUAUAUUUACAUAAAAAAUUUUGUUGACAGUUUGAGGUGGAAUAUUUAAAUUAAUGAAAUUGUUACUAAAA
Molecule: messenger RNA, 2772 nt
Organism: Helobdella robusta
Lineage: Eukaryota; Metazoa; Annelida; Clitellata; Rhynchobdellida; Glossiphoniidae
Exons: 16
Coding region: 79-2652 (857 amino acids)
Biological process (GO): DNA topological change
Cellular component (GO): nucleus
Molecular function (GO): DNA topoisomerase type I (single strand cut, ATP-independent) activity; DNA binding
Source: RefSeq, a predicted model, not a curated record